This is a messenger RNA of Postia placenta MAD-698-R-SB12, 579 nucleotides long. RefSeq lists its product as hypothetical. NCBI's taxonomy places the organism in Eukaryota, Fungi, Basidiomycota, Agaricomycetes, Polyporales, Adustoporiaceae. The annotation marks the transcript as partial. The transcript has 3 exons. The record is from RefSeq and is a predicted model, not a curated record.
GUGGAUGUCAGGCUCCUUCCCGCCGCUGUGGGAGUUAUAGGGGCUCAAUCCGACAACUUGACGCAAGCUAAGUCCUGCAAGCCCAUCUGCCACACUUGCGCCACAAUCCGGCUACAUCCGAGGAAACUUGUCCUCGCCCUACCCAAGAUUCUCGCGGCGUUUGCCCAUCAUCCACGUACUUCUGCGACAACAUAUUCUUGGGCGCACUCUACUAUGAAGGCUCGAUACUGCCAGGCAACCCGGGAUCUGGUCGAUACAGAUAAUGGCUGGCACUUCAGCGCUCUCCAUGUGUCUGCGACACAGGUUCUCGACUUUCGCAUCGAGGAUAUGGCUUCGAAGAUGCAAAGCAUGGCGCCUGAGCUAUGCGACCUCAUAGUUGCACUCCUUGUGGGUGGCGAGUCACGCGGUCUCAAAUGGAGCACCUCAGAUGAGGACGAAGAAGGCGCUUUACUCGACGCCGAUGAAAUUGAGUACCGGAGUCAACUGGGCGAUGAUCCCCCGGUGUGGAGUAGUGAAGUUUCAGGAGAAAGCAGUCGUGAUAUUGUCUAUAGUAAUGCAGUACUUGAGUCAGAGAUGUAA